AUGUCUUGUUUAGAAGAUUUACCCGAUUUGGCAAUAUUAGAAAUAUUUGGGUAUUUGAAAUCAACAGAAAUUAUUUUGUCCUUUUUUGACUUAAGUGAACGUAUCAAUAAUUUGUUGAUUGAGAAACAUUAUUUUGAGGAUGUUUGUCAUUUACCAUUGAAAAUAUUCAAUUAUAUGUGUAAUGAUAUUUUUCCAAAAAUGGGUAGAGACAUGUUUUCAUUGAAAUUAAGUGAUCAAAUUUCUUGUGGUCAGCUGGAAAUCAUGAAACAACACCACUUCUGUGAACUAUUACCCAAUGUAACGUCGUUACAAUUGUAUGUAGUCAACGUUCAUUCAUUAAAAUACUAUUUUGACAUAUAUUUAGCUCAAUUACAUUGUUUAACGAUUGAAUAUGAUGGAACUAAAGUACCACGUGUAUUAGGAGACUCACUGUUUAAUAAAAAGACACAUUUGAACAGUUGUAUACUUAUUGGUAAUGUAGGCAUUCAUUUUCGUCAUAAUGAAAUUCAAAAAUGUUUUAUUCAAAAUUUAACAUUACGUUUAGAUACAAUUAUUGAUCUUCUGCUUCUAUUUGAUAAUCUACCAGUUCUAAAACGUUUAAAUGUCAAAUUCAACCAAAAAUCUUUAGAUUAUAAUGAUCGAAAUAUUCGUAUUAUUGAUACAUACGAUUAUUCAUCAUUACAAAUCAAACUUCCUCAUCUACAUGAUUUUACAUUAAAGACAAACUACAAUUUAACUUAUGAAAUUUUUGAGAUGAUUAUUAAAAAUUUGAAAUAUUUAAAACGUUUACAUCUUUCCUAUACGAACUAUGCAGAACAUGGAAUUACGGAAUCGUGCCUUCGAAAUACAUUAUCCCAUUUAAAAAACUUAACAGAAUUAAAUCUUCUUUUACGAAUUAUUUAUUUUUCAAUUGAUUAUGAUAAAUUGAAGAGUAAUGAUGAUGAUAAAUGGAAAUUCUAUUUUUCUAUUAAUGAAACUCAAAAAGAAUAUGUGCUUUAUACAAUGCCCUAUUUUAAUUCAACAUUUUCAAUGUCAUUCGAUAUGUUAUUAAAUACUCCUAAUUCACAUAUAUUUUAUUCUGUUAAAAAACUUAAUUUAUCCAAUCACAAUGAACAAAUUUCAUUUUCUCAAAUAGCGCAUAUUUUAAAUAAAAAAUUUCCGAAUUUAACUUGUCUUACAUUUGGUUAUGUGUUAAAAUUAUCCGAUAGUGGAUUAUUAUCAAAUAUCAAAUUAAAUAAAGUAAUGAACGUUGAUUUUAUUCAUAAUACAAAAUAUUUUCAACAAUUUAUUUUAUUGUUACCAAAUUUGAAAGAAUUAAAGGUUAGUUAUAGUUGUCUAGUGAAAUGUAAUGGUCUUGAACAAAUAUUUAAUAAAAUUCGUCGAUUAGAGUUAUUUAACUAUGAAUUUAUCACGUUAAUUACUGUUCUAUCCCAUUUUUUAUCGUUAGAAUGUUUGUCAUUACAUUUAGACAAAGUUGACAAUCAUAUGGAAAAAGAAGAGAAGUACAGAAUAUUAUAUCAAAUAGUAGAUGGUAUGAAAACUUUGUACAGUCUAAAAAUUAGUAGUAAUUAUCAAGAAUUUCUAUACUAUUUAUACAAAAUGUUUUCGAUUAAUUCUCAUAUGAUUGUUAAUCUAUAUGAUCAAACAUUGUCUAUAUGGAAAUAA
This is a messenger RNA of Didymodactylos carnosus, 1665 nucleotides long. The record is from the annotation of a GenBank genome assembly. Lineage: Eukaryota; Metazoa; Rotifera; Eurotatoria; Philodinida; Philodinidae.